CAGGCGCCAUUUUGGUUUUUUGCGGCCCACGGAAUAAAGAUGGCCGCCAUAUAGGACCGUUUUUUAUACAUCCAGGAAACAAAUCUUAGAUUUUAAAAGUGUAACCAAGUUUCUUCCUCUGAUCUCUGGUAUUUCACGAUUAAGUAAUUUGAACCAUGCGGAUCCUUUGCUAAUCAAUCAUCAUAGUCAAAAGAUUUUUGAAAAGAUGAGUGGCCAGCAAGAAAUUUUGAAUCCUUCCUUUUUGAGUUAUGAAAUCAAUGGUUCACAGUUUAUUGUUCAGUCGUUGGAAAAUACUCAAGAAUUGACAGCUCAACUAGGGAGUAUUGAAAGUGAAGAGAGUAUACUUAAGCUAGUUGACAGAGAAGUAAAGAAUGAAGAAAACGAGGAAUCGAUACCACUGGUUUGUGUAGAUGGUCAAAUUUAUGCCAUACAUAACGGAGAACUACAGGCUCUGGACAUUGGUCAAUUGGAAUACGAAAAUGAACCGAGUAUCCAAGAGGAUAAAGAAUCUUUGAUGGAAGUGACAAAGUCUCUGGAGCCAGAAGGAAGCCCUGUUGAAAUUGAGCAAUUAGAAAACCUAGACGAUUCUCAAAUAUGUAGCGACGAAGAAUUGGUUAUAGAAGAAGACAAUAAACAAUUGUAUGUUGUUGCCAAAGACAAUCUCAACGCCAACGACUUUGUCGAAGUAGUAACUGCUUUCAAAUGCAAAAUAUGCCCUUAUACAACUCAGGACAGAAAACAACUGUUCAAACAUUUUCAGAAUAUUCAUGCUAAUCCAGUCACUAAGGUGCAAGAUGAAAAUGAAAACUCGGAAGAAGUUAAACUGGUUUACAUGUGCGGCGAAUGCUCAAAUUGUUUUCCCUCCAUGGAGGCUUGUCGAGAGCACAUGAUAAAGGAUCACCAGUUGACCGAUCGAGUGAGUAGCAAGACCGACAAAAAGCAGAUUGAGAGUCCAAAAAAAACGAAUCAGCCCAGUUUCAAACCAAGUAUUUUGGGAGCCAGACGUCCUAAGUCACCGACGUUGCAGGAAAACGUUGCUUCGAAAAAUCCCUCCGCUCAAUCUGCUCAACAAAAUAAAAAGGCGUUGGAUUUGAAAGAUCGCGAAGUCAAGUGUACCUACCGCGGAUGUCCAUACAAAUUUAGCACGGAUAUAACUAUGCAACAACACGCGGUUUGCCACAUAGACGUUCCGUAUUGUUCGAAUAUUUUUAAAUGCAAUAUAUGCAAAGACGUCAAAUUCACUAAAUGGCGAUCGUGUAGUUUGCAUCUUUGGAAAAAGCAUCAAAUUGACGUCGAUUUGUUUCAAUGCAACAUUUGCAAGGCUUAUAAAAGCGCAACAAUGGUAAAGCUCCUCACUCACAUGAGGGUUCAUAGUGAAAAUCGAGAAUUCGAAUGUCCUGAUUGUGGCAAGCGCUUCAAACAAUCGAGUCAAUUGAGAAAUCAUCGAGUAAUGCAUCUCGAUCGAAAAUCAAGCGAUGUACCAAGAUGGUACACUUCGAAAACGUGCGAUUUGUGUGGAAAAACUUACGCGGACUCAAAGUGCCUAAAAAAUCACAUUCAAGCUGUUCACUCGAAGCUGCGACCCUACGUUUGCAAUGUUUGUGGCCAUUCUAGCGCUCGUAAAGCAAUGCUGCAACUCCAUUUGCGACAACACACCGGUGACAAACCUUUCAAUUGCCAACUUUGCGACUAUAAAACUGGUGAUCACAAUUCUUUGCGUCGUCACAUGAUGAGACACACUGGCGUUCGACCCUACAAAUGUCCUCAUUGUCCAUACUCAGCCAUUCAGAGUAACAGUUAUAAAAAUCAUUUACGAGCGAAACAUCCUCUCCUUUCGGGUUUAUUUACCUGCGAAUUAUGCCCCUUCAAGACAGUGAAGAACGAAAGUUAUUUGCAGCACAUUGCAGAUCAUCAAAAAGGAUUGAUCAAAACGCCUCCACCGAAAAAAGAUGGUGAAAACGUGGAAGUUUUUCCGGGCAACAUCGCAGCAGCUCAAUUGAUAUACAGUUGUUUGGGGGCGUUUUCUAAAGUUGGGAAAACAAUAGAAGCGAGUUUAAUGUCAUCUUCGACGUCGGCUGAUGGGACAUCCCAGACAAUAACGAUACAAAUCCCUUCAAAGCAUCUUGAAGGUUCAUUGCCGAUAAGCGACAAUACGACAAAAACCAAUUCGUCAAUCGAGCAGGACGACGAUGAGACGAUGCAUUGCUUUCUCAAAAUACCGAGAGAAGAAGAGGAGAAUAUCGACACCGGAGGCAUAACCAUACCUGCUGAUCCGGAAGUAGACACGGCCACGCGAAUUUCAGUUGAUUCAUAAAUUUUCAUUCAACGAUAUUUGCUAUCAAUUUCUUCACCGAACCAACCUGCAUUACAAAAUGUUGUUUUCAACCACAAACCAGUACGAUUUAUUUUUCUCGACGUAAACUUCACAAUGGAGUCGCAAGAGUUUAAUCUUCUGAGUUCAUCGUUUGCAGUCGAAAUGUAUUCACUAUUUUCAGUGUUUGUCCAUAACGAAGAGAACGGUGUAUGACGAAAUCGUUCAUAAUUCAAAAUAUAAAAUUUCUGGGAACGAACCAACUCCAAAAAAAUGCAUUAAUUAAUUAAAAAAAUGAUAAACUGAAGUUAUUAGCGACUCCAUUGUAGGGUUGAGGUAGUUCGGCACAUAAACUCACAAGCAAUCGAUCUAUUUAAAUCAAAUUAUCGUGUUUAGCCACUGAUGAAUAUUAUUGAACGAUCUCCAUUAUGUCGCAAUCGAUAAGUUUUUAUUAUAUUAUUUUGUUAAUAAUUCACUAAUUUUUUAUAUUCGAAACUCAAUAUUUGUAACUGUAUAAAAACGGUCGAUUAUCCUCAAUGAACUAAAUAUGAAACUGUUGAUCAAGAUUUAUGCUGUGAAUUUACGGGUGAAACGACCUUAAUUUCCGAGAAGGAAAAAUAUAUCAAAAAGGCUUGUUGUUUUAGUUGAAUAUUUUGUUUCGAAUAAGUAUAAAAUAGUGUGCGACGUAUAACAUCGCGAUUGCAAAUGAAUUGGGAGUAAAAAAAAUUUGAUGACACUCGAUAAAGGAAAUUUAAUCACGAAUUAUGAAAUGUUGAGAGAAACUAGUCAGGCGCGAAUGUAAAUAGCCAAUUUUUGAUGUUGAAAUUUUUGUAUUUUUUUUUUCAUUCAUGCGUUAUAAAUUUCGCUUAAAACGUGUCGGCUGUGGUAAAAAAAAAUCAACGAUAUUUCGGGGACAGUGAUAUACUUUUUACAAAUGAACAAUGCUCCUUGUGUUUCGAAUGUAUUUAUUCACGAUAAUUAGUAAAUAAGUGUACAUAAAAGCUGUAAAAUAAUAUAGUUUCAUCGUCGUUUCGAAUAAAAACGGGUGAAAAAAAUAAUGAAAGAAAAUAA
Venturia canescens is the source of this 3382-nucleotide messenger RNA. Its product is annotated as PR domain zinc finger protein 5-like. The coding region runs from base 206 to 2314 and encodes 702 amino acids. Gene Ontology annotation, biological process: regulation of transcription by RNA polymerase II. Gene Ontology annotation, cellular component: chromosome. NCBI's taxonomy places the organism in Eukaryota, Metazoa, Arthropoda, Insecta, Hymenoptera, Ichneumonidae. The transcript has 8 exons. The record is from RefSeq and is a predicted model, not a curated record. Gene Ontology annotation, molecular function: chromatin insulator sequence binding.